Molecule: messenger RNA, 849 nt
Organism: Episyrphus balteatus (marmalade hoverfly)
Lineage: Eukaryota; Metazoa; Arthropoda; Insecta; Diptera; Syrphidae
Product: fas apoptotic inhibitory molecule 1
Exons: 5
Coding region: 116-766 (216 amino acids)
Biological process (GO): positive regulation of neurogenesis; canonical NF-kappaB signal transduction; negative regulation of extrinsic apoptotic signaling pathway via death domain receptors
Source: RefSeq, a predicted model, not a curated record
UUUUAGUUUUGUGCUAGAAGUCAAAAGGACGUAGUAAUACUUGAGUAAAGUUGUGAAUUGUGUGGUGAAACAAGAGAAGUUCCUUUUUCUACUUUCAAGGAUUUUCCAAUGUAAAAUGUCAUUUCUCUCACCGACACUCAAAAUCGAAAACCUUGCCAAGGAACCAGAAUUGGUCCAGGAUCAUUUAGCCGAAGAAAAUCGUUAUGCUCGAGGUAAUUUUGUGGCCCGAUGGUGUGUUCCAAUAAAUGGAAAAAUGUAUCGCAUUGAGUUUGAUCAUGGCACUACGAGUGGAAGACGAAUGAUUUGGGUUAAUGGAAAAGAAAUAAUUCGACGAGAUUGGAUGUUCAAGCUUGUUGGUGAUGAUUCAUUUAAAAUUGACAAUGCAAGGUGCAUAAUAAGAGUUGAUCCUGCACCAGGUUUUAAAUAUGAAUAUUCACUUUAUAUCGAUGGAAGACCUCAUAAGCAAUAUACCGAGGAGCAAGCAAGGACUUUAAAGACAUGGUUAACAGUCGUCGAUGGGGUGGAAUACAGGGUUGUAUUAGAACUGGAUUCUUUGAAUGUUUUCAUCAAUGACCAACUAAGAAGUGAAAUGGGUGACUUUGUCGAUGGCGGAACUGAUACAGAUUUUGAAGAGAAUGGAGUUAAAUUCCAAUUGUGUGCUCGCUUAGGUAGCGAGAGUAAUGGCAUUCGGCAUUCACUAAAAGUUAAUGGAGAAAUCAUACCAGAAGUCAGUUUAAUUGAUUUGGAUGAAAAAGAUGUGAAAUAAGUGUAAGAAAAUUUUGAGAUAAGCUAAAUUGUGAUAUAUAUUUAAUUGGACAUUCUAACUGUAUACGCAUUUUAUUGUAUUAA